Messenger RNA from Cokeromyces recurvatus, 483 nucleotides. RefSeq names its product RNA recognition motif 2-domain-containing protein. Gene Ontology annotation, molecular function: nucleic acid binding. The record is from RefSeq and is a predicted model, not a curated record. NCBI's taxonomy places the organism in Eukaryota, Fungi, Mucoromycota, Mucoromycetes, Mucorales, Mucoraceae. The transcript has 4 exons. The coding region runs from base 1 to 483 and encodes 160 amino acids.
AUGAUCAGAAAUAUUCCUAAUAAAUAUACCCAGCAAAUGUUGAUUGAUUGCAUCAAUAGUAGUCAUGCUAAUACUUAUGAUUUUCUUUAUCUCCGUAUCGAUUUUAAAAAUAAAUGUAAUGUAGGUUAUGCCUUUAUUAACUUUAUUGAUCCAAAAUCUGUUAUUUUAUUUGCUAAAGAAAAAGCAGGCAAAAAAUGGGAACAUUUUAAUUCUGAUAAGCGAUGUGCUUUAUCUUAUGCGAACAUUCAAGGAAAGGAUGCCUUGAUUAAAAAGUUCAAAAAUUCUCAGGUCAUGUUUGAAGAUGCUGCUUAUCGGCCUAAAAUAUUCUAUUCUGAUGGUCCUAACAAGGGUAAAGAACAAGCAUUCCCUGUACCUUCAGAUCUUAAAAAUUUGGAAGAAAAUACUUAUGUUUUAAAAGAGAGUCGUCACUUGAAUAAUAGUAAUCAUCAUCGUCGUCGUCAACACCAUCAUCGUCGUUCUUAA